AUGCCAUCUGAGAUUAAUGUUAGAGAUACAGCUUCUGAGAAAGACAAUGAAGGUGAUGAGUCUGAAGAGCAGUCUGUUACAUUAUUAACAGUUGACACAAGUGAAGGAUCAACAACUACGGUAAAACAUGUGGAAACCAAUACCAUAAGAAGUAAUAAUAAAAAAGUAUUUAUGUCUAGUGUUAAAAAUAAUUUUAUAGAACAAGAUGAAAAUGCUUCUUUACCAUUAGAUGUAAAUUGUACAUCAAAUGAAAAUGGUUUGCAACAAUCAGAACCAUCUUCUUACGAAAGAGAAGUAAUUGAUAAAGUCAAUGAUAUUGAAACUUUAAACUCUCAUGAAGAACCAAAUGUAUGUUCUGAAUCAAAAUGUAAUAAAGAAAGUGGAGUCUUGAAGACUGCUACUAUAGCAACAUCAGUAGGUGAAGAUGAUAAUACUAGUAAUGUUUCAAAUAAAUUAAAUGAUGAAAUUGCACAAAACUCGAAUCAAAGGCUUUCAUCACUGUCUCAUAAAAACUUAACCAGGAAACAGUGUUUCUUGGCAAAUGUAGAUAACAGCCCUGUGAAGGUAAACAGUUUUACAGAACAGCUACCAUUAUCUUCCAGAAACAUGAUUAGAAAAAAACAAUUUUUUAGUAAAGAUUUACAAUCAAGUAGUACAGAAUCUCAAUAUGAACAAAAUACUGGAGACAGGCAUAAUAAUAAUGAUGAAAAUAUAUUUGGCACUAACAGAGACUCUACAAAGAAUACUUGCAGUUUACCUUUAGAGGGUAUAGCUUCUUGUAGUUCUGAUGAGCAAUCACAAUUUCAGAGCACUUCAAUAAGUGAAGCACACAGCAAUGAUAUUGCUAAUGCACAUAAAUCACUAAAUUUAAUGGAAAACAAUAAUAAGAAUACUACUGAAAAUUUCAGUAAAUUAAAUGAAGCUGGUAGUUCGCAUAUGUCUAGAAGUGUGCCAAAAUCACAAAAUACUUUGGCAGACUUAGUACAUUGUAAUGAUAUUACAAAAAAACCAUUUAAACUGCCAAUUUUAGAAAAUUUACCUGAAACUGCCAGUGCUCAACAAACUGAAUUGGAAGAAAAUGCUGUAGCACUUUUGGAACCAUCAUCCACUAAGAAAAAUCAUUUAGAUGAAGCCCAAGGCAUAGAAAUAGAACCCCGUUCUUCAAACAGUAGUGAUGCAAGUAAUUCUGAUACAGAAUCACAGCAAGCAGUUCUAGGUCAUAAUGGGACCAAAAAGAGGCCAUGUGAUACAAAUGGUAUUGUAACAAAAGAAAGCGUGGAAUAUUAUCACUUGUGGCGAAGUACAGAAGGCUUUUCAUUUCCUGAAGGUUUAUAUGAGACGUUAUAUCCAAAUCCUCCACCACUUCCACCACGGGUAACGCACAAACUUUUACAUAGAAGUAAUGCUUUACCAACUGGCCCACCAGAAUUACCUAAAAGACAUCCUCAAAAAUAUUCUGCACCCUUGCACCCUGAAGAUUGUUUUGGAUUUGAAAUUGUAGAUGUUGAUGAAGCUUCUAAUUCAAAGUCUCGGAGGGCUGUUACAAAAAGUAUAGCAUUGUUAAGUUCACCAAGAGCACCUAGACCAUUGGAAAGACCAGCAUCCGGAUUAGCAAAUCAAUUGGAAUGUCCACCAACACCUACACAUCGUCCAAAACCAUUGCGUCCAUUACCGAUGUGCCAAACAUCAAAUGUACCAUUAUCUUCUGAAGAACCUUUACCUUUAUCAUGGGAGGCAAGAAUUGACAGUCAUGGUCGAGUAUUCUACAUAGAUCAUAUUAAUCGAACUACUACUUGGCAGAGGCCCAGUUUAACAACACGGAACACGGGCUGCGAUCUUCGUAGGCAGCAAUUAGAUAGACGUUAUCAGAGCGUUCGUCGAACUAUUUCUCGGCCUGAUAAUAUUGAUCGAGAACCGACUAGUUUGCAGCAUGUAAAUGGAAAUAACUUUGAAAAUGUCGAACGACCGAAUGAACGAACCGAAAGAAAUGAAUCUGAACCAUUCGACAUUAAUACGAGUCCUCCAGUAUUAUUUUUAACAAGACCAGAUUUCUUCACAGUAUUACAUAGUCAUGCAGAAGCAGUGGAAUUGUAUAAUCGUAAUCCCAGUUUAAAGCAUAUGAUUAGCAAAAUCAGAAGAGAUACAGCAAUUUUUCCGAGAUAUGAGCAUAAUAGAGAUUUAGUUGCGCUAAUAAAUUUCUUUGCUGAUUCAAGCAAGGAACUUCCAAGAGGUUACGAAUCGAAACUUGAUAGAACAGGAAAAAGAUUUUUCAUUUGUCACGCUAGAAAAGCAACAUCUUUCAUUGAUCCAAGAUUACCUACUGAACCAGCACACACACGAACAUUAUUAGACGAAGCACCUGUACCGCCACCCAGACCACAACAGUCAGCUAUUACAACUACACCUGAUAUACCCGUAGCUUAUAACGACAAAGUUGUUGCAUUUUUACGUCAACCAAAUAUAAUGGAUAUCUUAAAAGAAAGACAUUCGGCAUUAGGACAAAAUAUUGCGCUUCGAGAGAAAGUAAAUACAAUACGUAUUGAAGGCACAAUUGCUUUACAACGAUUGGGACAUGAUGUACCUCUAGCAUUAUUAUUAAGCUUAUUUGAACAAGAAAUUAUGUCAUAUGUACCUGGAAACGUGGGCAGAUCUCCACUAGGUAGUCCUCAUGCUUCGCCUGGCUUAACGAGAGCUUCUGCUAGAGCUCCAGCUCCGUACAGGAGAGAUUUUGAAGCUAAACUUAGAACGUUUUACAGGAAGCUAGAAAGUAAAGGAUAUGGACAAGGUCCAGGAAAGUUAAAAUUACAUAUUAGAAGAGAGCACUUUUUGGAAGACGCUUUUACUCGCAUUAUGGCUGCUUCAAAGAAAGACUUGCAAAAGAAUAAGUUAGUAAUUAUGUUUGACGAGGAAGAAGGUGUAGACUAUGGUGGACCAUCUCGUGAAUUUUUCUUUCAUCUGUCGCGUGAGCUUUUUAAUCCUUAUUAUGGGUUGUUCGAGUAUUCUGCUAACGACACUUAUACCGUACAAGUAUCGCCAAUGUCAGCUUUCGUAGAUAAUUACCACGAUUGGUUCAGGUUUUCGGGCAGAGUCUUGGGUUUAGCUUUAGUCCACCAAUACCUGCUUGACGCCUUUUUCACAAGACCAUUUUAUAAAGCUCUCUUAAGAAUACCAGCAAGUCUCAGCGAUUUAGAGAGUUUAGAUCAGGAAUUCCACCAAAGUUUAAUGUGGAUCAAAGAAAGAGAUAUAAGUAUCGAACCGCUAGAAUUGACUUUUUCAGUCACGGAAGAACUCUUGGGACGAGUAGCUGAACGUGAAUUAAAACCAGGAGGUAGAAAUAUUGCAGUUACCGAAAAAAAUAAAAAAGAAUAUCUUGAAAGAGUUGUACGUUGGAGACUUGAACGCGGUAUUGCCGAACAAACGGAAUCUUUGGUUCGUGGAUUUUAUGAAGUUGUGGAUCCACGAUUAGUAUCGGUCUUUGAUGCACGAGAAUUGGAAUUAGUAAUAGCUGGAGCAGCUGAAAUUGAUCUUAACGAUUGGAGAACGCAUACAGAAUACAGAAGUGGUUAUCACGAUGCUCAUCCAGUGGUAGAAUGGUUUUGGAGCAGUAUAAGUCGAUUUACUAACGAACAACGAUUAAGGUUACUACAAUUUGUUACUGGUACAUCAAGCAUUCCAUAUGAAGGAUUUGCGGCUUUACGUGGAUCAACAGGACCACGAAAAUUUUGCAUUGAAAAAUGGGGAAGGCCAAAUAGUUUACCCAGAGCUCAUACAUGCUUUAAUCGCUUGGACCUUCCACCAUAUCCUACGCCCGAAAUUUUAUAUGAAAAGCUUUUAUUGGCUGUAGAAGAAACAAAUACUUUUGGAAUAGAAUAA
Habropoda laboriosa is the source of this 3873-nucleotide messenger RNA. RefSeq names its product E3 ubiquitin-protein ligase HECW2 (gene Hecw). Bases 1 to 3873 code for a protein of 1290 amino acids. Gene Ontology annotation, molecular function: protein binding; ubiquitin-protein transferase activity. Gene Ontology annotation, biological process: regulation of dendrite morphogenesis. The record is from RefSeq and is a predicted model, not a curated record. Lineage: Eukaryota; Metazoa; Arthropoda; Insecta; Hymenoptera; Apidae. The transcript has 8 exons.